This is a messenger RNA of Homarus americanus (American lobster), 3342 nucleotides long. Its product is annotated as proline-rich extensin-like protein EPR1. The coding region runs from base 1 to 3342 and encodes 1113 amino acids. The transcript has 8 exons. The record is from RefSeq and is a predicted model, not a curated record. Lineage: Eukaryota; Metazoa; Arthropoda; Malacostraca; Decapoda; Nephropidae.
AUGCGAAACAAGGUCAAGGUCACGACUCUUGUCCGUCCCUCACGCUACUGCCCCUGGCCGAGGCACACCGCCCCUGCCUGGGAGGCACACCUGCCCCCUGCCAGGUACCGCCCCUGCCGAGACCGCCCCGCCAGCACCCCCUGCCCAACACCGCCCCGGCCGAGGCACCGCCCCUGCCCGAGGUACACCGCCCCUGCCCAGGACACCCCCCUGCCCGAGGUACACACCCCCCCCUGCCCGAGGUACACCGCCCCUGCCCGAGGUACACCGCCCCUGCCCGAGGUACACCGCCCCCUGCCCGAGCGGCCACCGCCCUGCCCGGGGGUACACCGCCUGCCUGAGUACACCGCCCCCUGCCCGAGGCACCCCCCUGCCCGAGGUACCCGCCCCUGGCCGAGGUACACCGCCCCCUGCCCGAGGUACACCGCCCCUGCCCGAGGACACCGCCCUGCCCGAGGUACACACCGCCCUGCCCGAGGUACACCGCCCCCCUGCCCGAGGUACACCGCCCCCUGCCCGAGGUACACCGCCCCCGCCCGAGGUACACCGUCCCCUCCCCGAGGUACACCGCCCUGCCCGGAGGUACACCGCCCCCGCCCGAGUGACACCGCCCCCGCCCGAGGUACACCGCCCCCGCCCGAGGCAACGCCCCUGCCCGAGGUACACACCGCCCCCUGCCCGAGGUACACCGCCCCCGCCCGAGGUACACCGCCCUGCCCGAGGUGCACACCGCCCCUGCCCGAGGUACACCGCCCCUGGCCGAGGUACACCGCCCCUGCCCGAGGUACACCGCCCCCGCGCCCGAGGUACACCGCCCCUGCCCGAGGUACACCGCCCCCUGCCCGAGGUACACCGCCCCCUGCCGAGGUAUACCACCGCCCCUGCCCGAGGUACACCGCCCCUGCCCGAGGUACACCGCCCCUGCCCGAGGUACACCGCCCCUGCCCGAGGUACACCGUCCCCUGCCCGAGGUACACCGCCCCUGCCCGAGGAACACCGCCCCCUGCCCGAGGUACACCGCCCCUGCCCGAGGUACACCGCCCCUGCCUGAGGUACACCGCCCCUGCCCGAGGUACACCGCCCCCUGCCCGAGGUACACCGCCCCCUGCCCGAGGCACACCGCCCCCGCCGAGGUACACCGCCCCGCCUGAGGUACACCGCCCCGCCCGAGGUACACCGCCCCCUGCGAGGUACACCGCCCCUGCCCGAGGUACACCGCCCCUGCCCAGGGUACACCGCCCCUGCCGAGGUACACCGCCCCUGGCCGAGGAUCACCGCCCCCGCCCGAGGUACACCGCCCUGCCCGAGGUACACCGCCCCCUGCCCGAGGUACACCGCCCCGCCCGAGGUACACCGCCCCCCUGCCCGAGGUACACCGCCCCCUGCCCGAGGUACACCGACCCCUGGUCUGAAGCACACCACCCCCUGCCCGAGGUUCCCGCCCCCGGCCGAGGCACCGCCCCGGCCGAGGUACACCGCCCCGGCCGAGGCACACCGCCCCUGCCCGGGGUACACCGCCCCUGGCCAGGGUACACCGCCCCCCGCCCGAGGUACACCGCCCCCUGCCCGAGGUACACCGCCCUGCCGCCGAGGCACCGCCCCCCUGCCCGAGGUACACCGCCCCUGCCCGAGGUACACCGCCCCUGCCCGAGGUACACCGUCCCCGCCCGAGGUACACCGCCCCUGCCCGAGGAACACCGCCCCUGCCCGAGGUACACCGCCCCCUGCCCGAGGAUACACCGCCCCCUGCCCGAGGUACACCGCCCUGCCCGAGGUACACCGCCCCUGCCCGAGGUACACCGCCCUGCCCGAGGUACACCGCCCCUGCCCGAGGCACGCCCCUGCCCGAGGUACGCCGCCCCUGCCCGAGGUUCCCCCCCCUGGCCGAGGCGCGCCCCCCUGGCCGAGGUACACCGCCCCCUGGCCGAGGUACACCGCCCCUGCCCGGGGAUACACCGCACCCUGGCCGAGGUACACCGCCCCUGCCGAGGCACCGCCCCCUGCCCGGGGGUCACCGCCCCUGCCGAGGUACACCGCACCUGCCCGAGGUACACCGCCCCUGGCCGAGGUACACCGCCCCUGGCUGAGGUACACCGCCCCCGGCCGAGGUACACCGCCCCGGCCGAGGCACACCGCCCCUGCCCGAGGUUCCCGCCCCCUGGCCGAGGCUGCCGCCCCGGCCGAGGUACACCGCCCCCGGCCGAGGUACACCGCCCCCUGCCCGGGUACACCGCACCCCUGGCCGAGGUGCACCGCCCCCGCCGAGGCACACCGCCCCUGCCCGGGGUACACCGCCCCCGGCCGAGGUGCACCGCCCGCCCGAGGUACACCGCCCCGCCGAGGUACACCGACCCUGGCAGGUACCGCCCCGCUGAGGUACACAGCACCCUGGUCGAGGUGACACCGCCCCGGCCGAGGUACACCGCCCCCUGCCCGGGGUACACCGCCUGGCCGAGAUACACCGCCAUUCCCCGAGGUACACCGCCCCUGCCGAGGUACACCGCCCCCUGGCCGAGGCGUACACCGCCCCGGCCGAGGCACCGCCCCUGCCGAGGUACAGCACCCCUGGUCGAGGUACACCACCCCUGCCGAGGUACACCCCCCCUGGCCGAGGUACACCGCCCCCUGGCCGAGGCACACAGCACCCUGGUCGAGGUACACCGCCCCCGGCCGAGGUACACCUGCCCCUACCCGAGGUACACCGCCCCCUGCCCAAGGUACACCGCCCCUGGCCGAGGUACAUCACCCCUGCCUGAGGUACACCCCCUGGCCGAGAUACACCACCGCCGAGGUUCACCGCCCAUGCCCGAGGUACACCGCCCAUUGCCCGAGGUACACCGCCCCCGCCGAGGCACGCCGCCCCCUCCCCAAGGUACGCCGCCCCCAGCGAGAUACACCGCCCCCGGCCGAGUUUCUCUAAGUACUUUGAUUUCAAACAAAUUGAAGAAUGCCAUUACCCCAGAAACUCGUCGUAUCAAGGAAAUGGUUCACCAACAUGAAGUCCAAGAAGCUUUGGACGCCUCGGAGGUAGCGAGAGUAGGCAGAAACCAUAGAGGUGGACGUACUAGACGCAUACUUAGGCAACAACUCGAUCCUGUCGAGGUUUUCACCGACGACGAGUUUUUGGAGAGGCAUCGGCUCUCCAAACAGUGUGUUGCAGCCUUGUUAGAAGAAAUAGGACAUCUUCUAGCUUGCAGAGACAGGAGAGGUCUCCGAAUAUCACCAAGACAGAAGAUAUUGGCUGCACUUCGUUACCUGGCAACAGGUGAUUUGCAGGCGACUGCAUGUGCUUGUCAGUCCAUCAAGAGAGUUACCCGCGCCAUCGCCACCAUUGUACCAUGA